Messenger RNA from Cyclopterus lumpus (lumpfish), 1477 nucleotides. It is a transcript of the gene mzt2b, whose product is annotated as mitotic spindle organizing protein 2B. Gene Ontology annotation, cellular component: spindle; centrosome. The transcript is spliced from 4 exons. The record is from RefSeq and is a predicted model, not a curated record. Lineage: Eukaryota; Metazoa; Chordata; Actinopteri; Perciformes; Cyclopteridae. The coding region runs from base 150 to 626 and encodes 158 amino acids.
GUGUUGACCAAACGACAACACGGUUUGUCUCAUGUUAAUGACGUCAUCUUCGCGCGCCUCUCCUUGGCACUAGCAAGAAGGGGAUGUUGUGGCUAACGAGGCUCUUAACCGGUGAACGGUCACCGCGAAUUUAACGUAUCCGCCCACUGAUGUCUCAACAACCGCAACAGACGUUGCCCUCCGCCCCGGACUCCCCCGCGCUCGUGGUCACCAGCAACGUGCAGAAAUAUGCCAUCAAGAAGAAGAAAGUCCUGAGCGCCGAAGAGGCCGAGCUGUUCGAGCUCACCCAGGCUGCGGGCGUCACUGUGGACCAGGAGGUCUUCAAGAUCAUAGUGGACCUGUUAAAGAUGAACGUGGCUCCUCAGGCGGUCUUCCAGACUCUGAAGGCCAUGUGCGCGGGCCAGAGGGUCGCUGAAGGCUGCGGUGUCGGGGAGUCUUCGACCGUCUCCCACGCCGCCACCGCACCAACGGAGGUCAAAGUGCGCGGCAAAGCCGGAGCGAGCCACGGCGAGAAGACCAGAGAGGCCUCCAGCCAGCGCGUGCAGCGGCAGCCCAGCGCCACCAGGGGGCAGAAGACCAAGAGCUCCGGAAGCAGUAGUUCCUCCUCCCAGAUAAACUCCACGUAAAGGUCACCAGCACCAGACUGCCUGUACAUACGAAGCACUCCUUUUACAUUUAGCUUAUGUUUUACUUACUGAUUUGAAAGGGUUGCUUCACCCAUAUUCUUUUGUGUCAGUCCUGCUUACAGCAUAUUAAACAUAUCAACGAUCUCUCAAUGUUUACAUCGGCCCCAUUUAAAUGUGUGCCAUGGAUUCACUGUCAAUCAUCUGCAUCGUGUGUUGAGAUAUCGGCAGUUUAAAGUACCUUAAUUGCCUUUUACCUCACGUUUUAAUACAGUGCUGCAGGACUUUGCGUUUUCGGGUUCCCUCGUCUCAAAUGCUAAUGUGCUCGCUUGAACACAAGUCCUCCUUUUUGACUGUUUGCGGUUCUUUUAUAGUCUAACGUUAGCUUUUUAUUUAUUUUUUCACUUCUGCUGAUUGUGUUCACACUUUAAUAUAUCAUAAAAGGUGGUGUUUAUUUAUCUGAAGAUGAUCUCGGUAUCGUAAAUGGGUUUUUUUCUGCCACAAUCCCAAAUUAACUGGAACAAUUCACGUUGGCUUUUUGCUUGAUGCCAACUUCCUGUCUCCCACUGUGUGUGUGUGUGUGUGUGUGUGUGUGUGUGUGUGUGUGUGUGUGUGUGUUGAGAACCGAUGACUAGACGGACCCCACUGAUGUUAACUGAUGUGUUUCUGUUCAUUUGGCGAACCGAUCCUUUAACGUCUGCUCGUUCUCGUUCUGCCGGAUGUGAACCGUAAAAAAAACAAACACAUUAUCUCAUAUUUAGAUUUUCUACUGGAAAAUGUCUUGUGUUCAAUGUGCAACUUUUUUUUUUUUUUAUUUAAAUGAUGCAUCUUUAAAUAAAUCCAAUAACAACAUA